CUUGCUUUUCAUCUUUCUUCGUGCGUCCUUCGUUCCUAUCGCAGCUUUUUCUUUGUGGCCAUUACUUGCUGCUUCGACUUCGCGUGCUUUUGCGUGAAAUAGUUUGUUGAUAGAGUCGCUUAAGUAGCUGCUUCGCCUCCGACGACGACUUCGAAUUGGAAGUCACGACGGGAGCUCGCUCGCUGCGAAGUAGGCAUUUGAGGGUUUACAUCGGACAUGGCUUCUCGACAAUGCCAAAUUUGCCAGGAAGCGCAAUUCAAAUACAAGUGCCCAUCUUGCCUUUUGCCAUAUUGUUCAUUGGCAUGCUUUAAAAAGCAUAAAGAGAAUCCAUGUCAAAAGUUGACUCCACAGGAAGAGACAAUUUCUAUGGUGCUCCCAGAAAGAGCAUUUGAAGUAGAUGAAACUAACUGGAUUCUUGGCAGUGAUCAACUACAGCUUAUAGCACAGUCGAAAGCUAUACGGGAUGCCUUGAAUGACAUAGAGCUACAGAAACUGGUGUACAAGAUUGACAGCUGCAGUAACCCAGAGGAGGAAUUGGAUAAAGCCAUGGAAAGAGAGGGCUUUCCGCAGUUUACAGAAAUGAUCUUAUCGGUGGUUAGAUCAAAAAAUCAAACCCUCCAGCAGCCAAACACAUGAUUGUCUUUAUAAAUAGUUGUGCUGUCUACCAGCUUAUCAAUACCUGAAGAUGUGAUCUGCUGCAGGAUUGAAAAAUUUAUAUUUUAUUAAUUUUUAAAAUAAUUUUAAUGAAUAGUUUAUUUAAGAAUGAUAAAUUUGAUUACCAUAAACAGAGAUAUGAACAAAACAUUAAUGGAAGGAAGAAAAUCUUGUUGGAGUAGGAUUUCCAUAGGGGUGGUUGAAGGAUUAAUUGCACCGAAUAUGUAUCAGGCCAUUAAGAUGAAAUUAAACUGAAUAGUGUAAAAGAUAAAUAAUAGGGGAUCUGUAUACGGAAUUUCUUGUAGAAUUUAUGUACCAUCUUUGGUCUUCUUGGACAUGUUAUUGAAGCACUUUAACUAAUGCAUUAAAAGCUUAUCAAUGCUUUACUUCCUAUCUAAA
Dendrobium catenatum is the source of this 1053-nucleotide messenger RNA. Its product is annotated as zinc finger HIT domain-containing protein 3. The transcript is spliced from 8 exons. Bases 217 to 636 code for a protein of 139 amino acids. Gene Ontology annotation, cellular component: nucleus; pre-snoRNP complex. Gene Ontology annotation, biological process: maturation of LSU-rRNA from tricistronic rRNA transcript (SSU-rRNA, 5.8S rRNA, LSU-rRNA); box C/D snoRNP assembly; snoRNA localization. Lineage: Eukaryota; Viridiplantae; Streptophyta; Magnoliopsida; Asparagales; Orchidaceae. The record is from RefSeq and is a predicted model, not a curated record.